Molecule: messenger RNA, 579 nt
Organism: Dracunculus medinensis (Guinea worm)
Lineage: Eukaryota; Metazoa; Nematoda; Chromadorea; Rhabditida; Dracunculidae
Source: the annotation of a GenBank genome assembly
AUGGGUUCUGGAAGCAGUGCUCAAGCACAAAAACAGCAAAUUGAAACGAAGCGAGCAGUCGCCGAUGAAACCAUCGAAACCAAAUGCGAUCCACGAUUACCUUAUGCAAAUUUUCGCGAACUUUUUACUCUCAAAAAUUACUGGAAGACUAUAAGACGUAACGAUAAGGACUGCGCGAAGACGAUGUUUGCCCAGUAUCUUAAAGAAAAUGCUGAUAAGAAAGCAUUGUAUCCAAAAUUGAAAAAUGUGGAUGCAGGUACGAUCAGUAGUGCGACUAACGACCCAGGAUUCGAAGCAGUAGCUGCGGCUUAUUUAAAGGUGUUCGAUGACGUUAUUACGGCAGUUGAAGAAAAGCCAGCUGAUGUAACAGAUGCAUGUGCUCGCCUCAAUUCGAUUGGCAAGAUGCAUCGAGCAAAAGUGUCAGGAAUGGAUGGGAGCCAAUUCCAAGCGAUGGAAGAACCAUUUUUACAUAUGGUCAAUGAAAUUUUGCAAGAUAGGUACAACGAUAAAGCUGAGAGCCUUUUCAGGAAGUUCUAUCAGUUUUGCAUCAAACAUAUGCUAGAAGGCUUCAAUUCGUAG